Molecule: messenger RNA, 2692 nt
Organism: Frankliniella occidentalis (western flower thrips)
Lineage: Eukaryota; Metazoa; Arthropoda; Insecta; Thysanoptera; Thripidae
Gene: Cdc6
Product: cell division control protein 6 homolog
Exons: 10
Coding region: 199-2352 (717 amino acids)
Biological process (GO): mitotic DNA replication checkpoint signaling; DNA replication initiation; cell division
Cellular component (GO): nucleus
Molecular function (GO): ATP hydrolysis activity; DNA replication origin binding
Source: RefSeq, a predicted model, not a curated record
UUUUUGGCGCGCUUUCGGCUUUAAUUUCCAGCCGACUAAAGGCCGAAUUCUGCCGACUGGACGAUAGUAGUGAUGUGUCAACAAAUAUUUUAAACCGUCGGCUCUUUCUCCUUCUUUUGCAAUCUUGUCAGCAUUGUCACCAUCACUUUGUGUUUAGUCUCUUGAAAAGUUAGCAGUUGUUUCUUUUAUUCAACGAAAAUGCCACCAGGUCAAACGAAUCUGAAGUCUUACUUCACUGAAAGGAAACCAGUAUCAGAUUCUCGUAUAACCCGCUCAGUGAAAGCCGCUGGUAAAGACCAAGCGGAUGAUGUGAAAGAUGUAUCAAAUCACAUUCAUGUAUUGAAAACUCCCACCAAAACAAGGAACAUUAUAAAUAAUUCAGAAGUCAAGAUCAAUAGUAAAGUGACACCUUCUAAGAAUCUUCGGAAUAGGAAAAAUACUGACUCAAAUCAUGAGGACAUAUGCAAAACUAAAAGUGAAGAUGACACUGCUAUUGUUUUGGAUGAAAACAAUAUAGAUGACUUGUUCGAUACAUCACCAGAAGCAACUCCAUCCAAAAGAAGGACUAAAACUGCCAAAGAUCCAUGCUCUCCGCCCAAGAUAAAGUGCACUGAGUCCAAUAAUGGCCAAAACAGCUCCCCCUCUUCUAACAUUGCUGCCACACCAUCAACUCUAAUAAAGAACUUGACGCUUACCUCUCCAGCUGUUGAAGGAAAACGCCAAGGGGCAUUGCCUCCCAAGUCUUUGUUCCCCGAUCUAGAGGGUCUUCUUGGAAAAGCUCGCACUGCUUUGCACACCCAUGCUAAUACCAACUUACCAGGAAGGGAAGAAGAACUUGGAAAACUUAAUGGCUUCAUUCAAAACCAUCUCCAAGACAAAACAUCUGGAUCUCUUUAUAUUUCUGGCCCUCCUGGGACAGGCAAAACAGCCUGUUUGACAAAAGUUUUAGAGCAGCCUGAAUUAAAACGGCAAUUUAAAGUUGUUAAUAUUAACUGCACUUCUAUUGAGUCACCAAAAGCUAUUUGGUCAAGAAUUGCAGAUCAGCUGAAUAUUCAAGUAAAAACAAGAUCAGGAAAAGCUUAUCUGGAGGGUAUAGAAAAGCACCUCUCAUCAAAUCAUAAAAUGAUAUUGAUGGUACUAGAUGAGAUGGAUCAGUUGGAUACACGAAGCCGAUCAGUUCUGUACACAAUUUUUGAGUGGCCCACUAAUUAUCCACAUGGUAUUAUACUGAUAGGCAUUGCCAAUGCUCUAGAUUUAACAGAUCGUCUGCUACCUCGGCUCAAAGCCAAACUGCAGUUAGCACCUCAAUUGCUUCACUUUGCUCCUUACACCAGAGAGCAACUCAAAGACAUUCUUACCAAAAGAUUAGAAGAGGCUGAUGCUUCUAAUGUUUUCAACCAAGCUGCACUUCAGCUUUUAGCUAACAAACUCUCAGCUGUUAAUGGUGAUGCACGACGUGCUCUUGACUCAGCUAGGAGAGCUGUGGAGAAUAAGUCUCAACAACUGUUUGACGCGAAAAUGAAUGCUACAGAGUUGAUAACACCCUCAGAAGUAGAUAUGCAGUUAUCUUCAGAGGCCCUUCGCAAAUCACCUCGCAAGGUUGCACCUCCUCAGGAAAGAGGAAGGCUAGAAAACUUUGAAAGGAUAAAGUCACCCUUGAAGGCAACUUCCAACUCCUUCAAAUCUCCUGUGAGAUCUCCCAUGAAAUCCUCCAUCAACGCUUCUGGGAGGUCUCCUCUCAAAUCUCCUCUCAGGAGUACCAUGAGGUCUCCUUUGAAAUCACCUUACAAGUCCCCCUUCAAAUCUCCACGUCAUUUUAAUUCACCACACAAAGAAAAUUGCUCACCUCUUAAACAAAAAUCUGCCAAAAAGUCUCUUUUUAAUGAGGAUGAAAAUGUUUCUACUAAUUUAAUUACAACACCUCUGGUGAAUGAGCCUUGUAUAGGCGUUUCAAGUAUAAUGAAUGUUGUAAAUGAUGUUUACGGCACUUCCCAAAGUUUAGGGCGCAUUGCAGAUGGAGGGGAGGAGCUCCCAUUGCACCAGAAACUUGCUGUGUGUUCAUUGCUCCUUAUCCUUCGGGAAGGAAAGAGUAAAGAUAUAACUGUAGGCAAGCUACAUGACGUUUAUCGAAGAGUGUGUACAAAGAGACAUUUCGAUCCAUUAGACUCAAGUGCUUUCCUCAGUAUGUUAGGUUUGGUGGAAGCCAGAGGCAUUUUGCUUCUUCCUGGCAGGGGUAAACGGAGCCGUCAGACUAAGGUGUGCAUGCAGUGGAUUGAGGAGGAAGCAGUUUCUGCUCUGAGAGAUCGUGACUUACUUGCAUCAAUUGUAAGAGAUAAGUCUUGCCUAUCCUGAAGGUGUGCAUGCAGUGGAUUGAGGAGUUUCUGCUCUGAAAGAUCAUGAAUUACUAGCAUCAAUUGUAAGAGACAAGUCUUGCUUAUCCUAAUUGUUAGUUUGUCUCAUUUUAUAGAAAUUAUCUGUAUAUCAUGUCAGUCUUGUAAUUUUUUAAUGAUCUAGAACCUUUUUAUUUAUAUUUUUGUUUUCUCUACUGUAUACUAACAGUUUGCUAAAUAUGUAUAUAUGAUAGAAAAUUUACCUGUGUGCAUGAGAAAAAAUGUGUGAUUACAAAUGUUUUAAGCUGCUUACCCAAUCAUUGACUAUAUUAGUCAACAAUAAAAUUAAAAAGUACCUCAAA